GUAGUUCGUACACUUUCGAGGGUUUCCCAACCAGACGAGUGAUAAUAUAUAUCUUUCGUGUGAGAACUGCAUGGAUCUUUAAUCUAAGAUCCUAUCAAAACGAAAAUCACUACUUCUCACAGAUCAUUCUUCCACCUGGAAAGAAGCGCUUUUUUUUUCCAGCCUGAACAAACUCACAAUCCAUCAUGCCAGAUCAAACUCAACAACUAAGUGAAGAGGACAAGAAGAUCCUUGAGGAGCACCAUAAGAACUCAAAGAAUCCCGAUCACCCUGCCCAUCCUGAUCAUCCACAUGUGAGAGAACCAGUGCACUUGGUCAGGUUUCCCCUAUUGAUUGACCAUACUUAGCAUGGUGAAUUUCUGAAAAGCAUUCCAAAGCGAUUCGGAGGGGCUGCUAUCUUUGGAGCUGGCGCGACGGCAGGAGCUGAUGCCGUCAAGGGAGUUUUGGGACAGUGAGGGCCUUUGAUCAACUACUCCAUACUCCGUAGUGUGAAUGAAGUGGUGGCACAAACAGCAGAGUCGUGAAUAGGUAGCUAAGGGGUGGUUUGAAAACAGUCCUAUGGUUGGAGCUGCCAAGUACACUACGGCAGAGCAUAUCGACACUUCGCAUCCCAUGUCCUCCCAAACACCAAUACAAUAUUGAUCCAGACACGUCUCCUGUCUGCCCAUUGCGUCGCGUCGUUUUCCAACACUGACCAAAAAAGCGUACCCAGAAGCACAAAGAAUUUCAAUCAAAAAGCCUGACGAAACGUUAUUCAAAUAUUGCAGAAGCCCUGAAAUUCCUCCAGCCGGUAACAAUGGGUCGCGCAGCUCAAACUAUUUCCUUUACUCUGUUGGUCUCUUCGGCAUACCUUUUACUUGCGUUGCCGUUGUUGACACCAGACUCGCCUGUUCCGUCCAUCCUCCCAACCAAAAUCCAGGUCGAGAUCAUUCCCGUUCUGCCCUUCUGGGCUGUCAUCUCGUUGGGCGCAUACCUCUUGGGACGAUUGGGACUGGGUGUCUUGAAGUUCAACGAUACCAAGGAAGCCUACACGGAAUUGAUGGGACAAAUCGACGUGGCAAAGAAGAACCUGGAUCAGAGAAAAGUGCGCUGGGACUAAAAGAGGCACAAAUGAACGACAUUUCUGUCCGACACAGAGCACAGAGCGGAGCAUUCAACGAAACAUUACUUUGGCUGGGAAAAAAAACCAUUGUUCGGUCAUGUGUUUUGUUGUAUGCCAUUCCUAGCCUCUCCAGAAAAAAAGGAAGGGAAAACCAGAAAACGAAACUAGAUACCUAACGAUCCCAAAAACCUAUUUGGUGCCUCGAGCAGCCAACUGAUCAUGCUCGUCAAUGUCAGUCGCCUCCCAGGGAUAGCAGAUCCAAACGUCGGGGACGGUGACGGCUGCGAGAUACCGGUUCUCAUCGACCAUGUCUUCCGGGAGCUGUCCCUUCUUGACCUUGUCCUUGUUAUGCAGCACGAAAAUGGAGAAUUUUGUCUUUUCGGUCCUGCCUUGCUGUUGCCUGGCCAGUUCGACGUCCUUUUCUAGUUCCUUGACCGCGUAUUCCAAAGUCGUUCGGGUGUCAUCCACUUCGUCGACGAUCAAGACGUUCUUGCCGAUGAGGUUGGACAUCUCGAGGGACGAAAGGUCGAGCCAUUGUGUCCGAGUGACUUUUGUGCCUGGAGCCUCAACGGGUCCGGCGUUGGGGAGCUGUUCGUAGAGGGAGAGACCGAUGGCCUGGAUGGGGAUGUUGGGAGCGCCUGGCUGCUUCAGGAAUGAUCUAGACAGUCA
Exophiala oligosperma is the source of this 1771-nucleotide messenger RNA. RefSeq lists its product as uncharacterized. Gene Ontology annotation, biological process: GPI anchor biosynthetic process. The transcript is spliced from 3 exons. The coding region runs from base 797 to 1099 and encodes 100 amino acids. Lineage: Eukaryota; Fungi; Ascomycota; Eurotiomycetes; Chaetothyriales; Herpotrichiellaceae. Gene Ontology annotation, cellular component: dolichol-phosphate-mannose synthase complex; endoplasmic reticulum membrane. The record is from RefSeq and is a predicted model, not a curated record.